AUGGAUAGGAAGACUCUGCUGUCACUGGAGGAUGAGGAAGAACAGGGAAAACAUAAAAUCGCUGAUGGUCUGAAGACGGCACUGAGGACACAGCCAAUGAGGUUCGUGACGCGGUUCAUUGAGUUGGACGGCCUGUCUUGUAUCCUGAAUUUCCUCAAGUCGAUGGACUAUGAGACCACUAACUCUCAGAUCCACACCUCACUGAUCGGCUGCAUCAAAGCUCUGAUGAACAACUCUCAGGGCAGGGCUCAUGUGCUCGGUCACUGUGAGAGCAUCAACAUCAUCGCACAGAGUCUCACCACUGAAAGCAUCAAAACCAAGGUUGCGGUGUUAGAGAUCCUUGGUGCAGUAUGUUUGGUGCCAGGAGGCCAUAAGAAAGUUCUAGAAGCCAUGCUGCACUAUCAGAAAUUUGCCUCGGAGAGAACACGCUUUCAGACCUUGCUGAAUGACUUAGAUAGAUCCACAGGCCGCUACAGAGAUGAAGUGAACCUGAAGACGGCCAUCAUGUCCUUCAUCAACGCUGUGCUCAGUCAGGGAGCAGGAGAGACCAGUCUGGAGUUCCGCAUCCACUUGCGUUAUGAGUUCCUGAUGUUGGGCAUUCAGCCGAUCAUUGACAAACUGCACUCCAAUGACAACGCCAUCCUGAACAGACAUUUAGACUUCUUUGAGAUGUUGCGGAAUGAAGACGAGCUUCUAAUGUCCAAACAGUUUGAUGCUGUCCAUAUAGAAACUAAAAGUGCCAGCCAGAUGUUUGAGGUGAUCAAGAGACAUCUGAGCCACACUGAAGCGUACCCUCACCUGCUGUCUGCACUGCAGCACUGUCUCAUGAUGCCCUACAAGCAGAGCAGCACCACGCUCCAGUACUGGGUGCUGUUGGAUCGGAUAGUCCAGCAGCUGGUUCUGCAGACGGACAAAGGAGAAAACCCAGAUGUCGCUCCACUGGAGGACUUCAACGUGAGAAACAUUGUAAGCAUGCUCAUCAAAGAGAGUGAGGUCAAACAAUGGAAAGAACAAGCUGAUAAAAUGAGAAAAGAGCAUCAGAACCUUCAGCAGCGCUUUGAAAAGAGAGAGCGGGAGGUUGAGGCCAAGAAUAAGGAGAAAGACGACAUGAUGGUGAUGCUGAACAAGCUGAAAGACAAACUGGAGCGGGAGAGCAACGAGCACAAGCAAGCUCGACAACAAGUGGGAGACCUGUCUGCCCGGCUGCAGCAGCUCAGCUCUACCUCCAGUGUGCCAGGAGGACCCCCCGUGGCCGAUGCUGGUUCAGUUCCUCCUGCUCCUGUCCCGGCCCUGCCUGUUGCUCCACCUCCCCCCCCUCCACCUCCUCCUCCAGGAGGCCCACCAGGUUUUGGCAUGGCUCUAUUUGCCCCACCUCCUCCACCAGGAGCUCCACUAGGAACAGCCCAGAGGAAGAACAUUCCUCGGCCAUCCAACCCCCUGAAGUCCUUCAACUGGAGCAAACUGCCUGAGAGCCAGAUAGAAGGAACCAUAUGGAAAGAGAUGGAUGAUCUCAAGGUGUUUAAAGUUCUGGAUCUAGAAGAGUUCCAGAAGACCUUCUCAGCCUACCAGAAACCUCAAGUAUUACAUCAGAAGGAUCAUGAGGAGGACCAGUCCUUUGUGAGGAAAGUGAAGGAGCUGUCAGUAAUUGACGGUCGACGAGCUCAGAACUGUAACAUUCUGCUCUUACGACUGAAGCUGACCAAUGAGGAGAUCCGACAUGCUGUCCUGUCCAUGGACGAACAGGAAGACCUACCUAAAGACAUGCUGGAGCAGCUCCUGAAAUUCGUCCCUGAGAAGAGUGACAUUGAGCUGUUGGAAGAACACAAGCAUGAGCUGGAUCGUAUGGCCAAAGCAGACCGCUUCCUGUAUGACAUGAGCAGCAUCAACCACUAUCAACAGAGACUGCAGUCCCUCUACUUCAAGAAGAAGUUUGCUGAAAGAGUGGCUGAGAUCAAACCUAAAAUCAAAGCUCUGAGCAUUGCGUCCCAGGAGGUGGUGAAGAGCGGGGCGCUGCUUCAGCUCCUGGAGGUGGUGCUGGCCUUUGGAAACUACAUGAACAAAGGACAACGAGGAAACGCCUGGGGAUUCAAAGUGUCCAGUCUCAACAAGAUAGCCGACACCAAGUCCAGCAUUGACAAAAACGUCACUCUUCUUCACUACAUGGUCACUGUGCUGGAGAGGAAAUACCCGAAGUUGGCAGCUUUCAGUGAAGAGCUUCAGACUGUGCCAGAAGCUGCGAAGGUCAACAUGACAGAGUUGGAGAAGGACAUUGGCAAGCUGAGAUCUGGCCUGAAAAAUGUUGAGGCGGAGCUGCAGUACCAGCAGGGCCGCUCCCCUCAGGGUCCUCAGGACAGGUUUAUCCCUAUGGUCAGUCAGUUCAUCACUGUGGCCUCCUUCGGCUUCUCUGACGUGGAGGACUCACUCAGUGAGGCCAAACAAGUGUUUGGAAAGGCGCUGACACGUUUUGGAGAAGACACGUCCAACAUGCAGCCAGAUCAGUUCUUUGGGAUGUUCAACACUUUCCUCACAGCUUACUCAGAGGCCCAGCAGGAGAACGAGAACAUGGCGAGACGCAAGGAGGAGGAGGAGAGACGGGAACUCUUGGAGGCACAGCUGAAGAAAGACAGGGAGCAGAAGGGCAGGAAGGCCAGAGCCAACGCAGAAGAGGAGAGCGGUGAGUUCGAUGACCUGGUGGCCGCUCUGCGCUCUGGAGAAGUGUUCGAUCGGGAUAUGUCCACAAUGAACCGCAGGAAGCAGCGGACACAGAAAGUGUUGGAGAGCAGCCGGGAGAGAGUAGUGACAAGACUAAACCAGUGACCAACUUCAUCUUUAAAGCUGUCAGGAAGUACACAAACAUACUGAAACACUGCUGACUAUUGAACAUAAUCAAUGUAUGUUAAUGUAGGCUUUUUAGAAUAGUAUUGGGCUACUUUGACCAAUUUCCAGAAUCAGGUGUCCGGUGCCUUGCUGAAGGGCACCACGGCAGGGCAGGAGGUGAACUGGGACCUCUCCAAGUAGAAGUCCACACUCCAUAUUUAGGUCUGGUCAGGGACUUGAACCGGUGACCCUUCAGCUCUCAGUCCGAGCCCCUACUGACUGAGCCACUGCCGGAGUUCCAUUAGUAAUGUACAUUAAUCUGUUCUUAAUAUAAGAUUUUAAACUAUUAUCAUUUAAGUGUUUUUUGUCAGCUGUUACACACUACUCCAUCAUUUCUUUUAAACAACGCUUUGUAAAAAUGUAUACAACUAUAUCCUGCAAUAGCUGCAUUUAAUAAGUUGAUGUUUUGAUUUUUAUUUACCAUCAUUUUGUUUUUGGGGUGGUUUGCAUUCCCUAUAAAUAAUAAUAAUGAUAAUAAAUUAUAUUUUCAUAGCGCUUUCUGGGACUCAAAGUCUUUUUUACAAUAUAAGGGAGGGUGGGGGUUGGGUGGGUACAAACAAAUAAGGACAAACAAAGACGAUACAAUAAUUAGAGUUAUUCUCGAACCAGGGAUCAGUAUUAUCUGUUGAUACGGGUACAUGUACAGUACAAUAGUAAGUGAUAUAUGGGUGAGAUAAAAAUGUUAAAGGUGUAUUUUUUAUAAAAUGACAGUCCUUUAACAAGGCUAAAGCUUGUCUAUAUACAAAACUGGCAUUAUGUCAUGAACAAUACCUGCUGAUUCAAUAAA
This is a messenger RNA of Notothenia coriiceps (black rockcod), 3664 nucleotides long. RefSeq names its product disheveled-associated activator of morphogenesis 1-like. Lineage: Eukaryota; Metazoa; Chordata; Actinopteri; Perciformes; Nototheniidae. Gene Ontology annotation, cellular component: stress fiber. Bases 1 to 2817 code for a protein of 938 amino acids. The transcript is spliced from 23 exons. Gene Ontology annotation, molecular function: actin binding; small GTPase binding. The record is from RefSeq and is a predicted model, not a curated record. Gene Ontology annotation, biological process: actin cytoskeleton organization.